Molecule: messenger RNA, 1024 nt
Organism: Pundamilia nyererei
Lineage: Eukaryota; Metazoa; Chordata; Actinopteri; Cichliformes; Cichlidae
Gene: pop7
Product: POP7 homolog, ribonuclease P/MRP subunit
Exons: 2
Coding region: 230-685 (151 amino acids)
Biological process (GO): tRNA 5'-leader removal
Cellular component (GO): nucleolar ribonuclease P complex; ribonuclease MRP complex; nucleus
Molecular function (GO): nucleic acid binding
Source: RefSeq, a predicted model, not a curated record
CUGAAGGCGGCGCUGUGACCCACCUUUUCCCAGCCAGUUAUCGAGCUUCCGGUACGCAGAGAAUAAACUACCAGUUUAUCUAGGGAAGCUUGCGGUACAGCUUAAAAAACAUGCUCCGUAUAAACUGGCCAUGAUAUAAAGAAACAUUGUGACCUGAGUCUGUGCUCUGAAGCUUCUUCGUGUGGCCCCACCUGCUACCUCAACUUGAUCCCCUGGCACAAAUCUAAACAUGACGGAGCCACGCAACCCCAGUAUGUCCUCCAUCCCUCAGACGGGCCCUGCACACACAGACUCCAGCUCACCUGCUGUUGAGAUGGACCCAGUGGAGUACACACUAAGGAAGCGUCUUCCCCGGAAGCUCCCAAAAAGACGCAACGACGUCUACGUCAACAUGAAGACGGACUUCCGGGCUCAGCUGGCGCGCUGUCAGAAGCUUCUAGAAGGUGGGGGUCACAGAGAGAUCUGUGUUCAUGGCUUGGGCCUGGCCAUCAACCGGGCUAUUAACAUUGCCCUUCAGCUGCAGGCCAGCAGUCAGGGGGCGCUACAGCUGGCAGCCAACACCUCCACAGUGGAGCUUGUGGACGACCUGGAGCCCGAAGAUCCGGACGAGGCCGGAGAGCCGAUGACGCGUACACGUAACAAUUCGGCCAUUCACAUAAAGGUGUUCUAUCCUGACGCUCAGUGACCAAUCAGGGGGUUUCCUGUGGAUCAGCCUGAGAUUCUCCAUUAGUCCUCAGGCCCUGUUUGUUCCCUCGUUAACCAGUAGAUCACAAACACUGAGUUUAUGUGGAGAGCCACCUUUGCUAUUCUUGUGUUGUAUACAUUUUUCAGCCUGCAUGCUUUGGAGCAACACUAGUGUGCACUAUAAUUUAUACAUAUGUGGCUGUGCCAACUUUUUUUUUUAUGUGUUUAAUGUUUGUGUGUUCAGGUUUUAAAGAUGCCGAUAAGAAAGCAGCAAACAGGUGUUAUUGUUGUAAAUCUCCACUAGGUGGCAGUAGUAGCUACAAUAAACAUGCCAGGAAGU